GACUCAAGUCCAAGAUUCCCAGUGAGGUUCUUUUUAAGUCUCAGACAGUGAAGGACAGCGGUGUGUCCCUAGGAGUGAGCAGAGAUGAAGCUCCAUCUGAUCCUCUCGUUUGUUCUGUUGGGGACAGUCUCCUCUUUUCAUUUGAAGAAUGAGGCUCUCAAGAGAGAGUCACCAGAGGAAGCAGAGACACAGAAUCAAGAACAAGAGAUGCCAGAAGAAGAGGAGUUCCUGGCCUCUGCGGAAGGUGAUUCCCGGGCGGAGCAGGAAGAAGCCACAGAGUUAGUUCCAGUCCCAUCUACCAAGGAAGAUAUUAACGUGUGCCCCAAGGAAGAGGAUGUAAUUCAUUUGAAAGGCAGCCCGGAGUGUAAGACCUGUCGCUAUCUGUUAAUCAGACAAUGCCAAACAUAUCAACAAGCGCAGUUUACUUGCCAGAGCUGCUACAGAGGUAGGCUGGUAGCCAUUCAUAGCUUCGCAUUCAACUUAAUACUCCAGCAGUCAGCUUGUGCAAUCAACCAGGGCCAAGUCUGGAUUGGAGCCCAUGUUUCUGGUUGGGGUGCCUGUUUGAGAUACAGCUGGUUGGAUGGAAGUAGAUGGGAUUUUGCUUACUGGGCAGUAGGUCAGCCUGGAAGUGGUGGAGGCCAGUGUGUGGCUUUGUGCACAAAAGGGGGUCAUUGGAGAAGAGUUCCAUGUGCCCAUAGUCUUCCGUUUAUCUGCUCUUACUGAACCAGGCCAAUCCAUAGACUUUCCAAUGGCUGCCACAAAGACUCCUCUGCAAUGUCUCCCGUCAAUCCUUUCCCUUCCCUUUCCUGGGAUUCCAGGUCUCCUUCGGUUGCAAUAAACCAGAGUUUUUGAAAUGAGAA
Molecule: messenger RNA, 860 nt
Organism: Monodelphis domestica (gray short-tailed opossum)
Lineage: Eukaryota; Metazoa; Chordata; Mammalia; Didelphimorphia; Didelphidae
Product: bone marrow proteoglycan
Biological process (GO): immune response
Source: RefSeq, a predicted model, not a curated record